UGGGAAUGGCGUUAGAGAAAUAAAAGGCGAAAAGGAAGGGCAAAAUGAAGGAAAGAGAAAAAUUAAUAUCGAAUGGAAAGGCGGUCACAUGCGGUAUCUUCCAGCUUGCCGGCCCAGGUCGGGUAUUAGCCAUAAGCGGCGUCGUCUCAUCUCAUUGACUGCCAAGUCUCACUCGCCGGUUACAAAUUUCCUCGUUUUCUUUUUAUUUCUCAAUAUCUCUUCCUCUUUGCCCAAGCCUUAUAAGAAGUCUGCUAAAUUUCCACACACAGUGGACUGUUUGAGAACUUUGACGCUAGCAGUGAUGUCAGGGAAAGCUCUUAGAGAUCUCAAUAAUAUACCUGGAUCAGAGAGGAAGAAUGAAAGCUCCAGUAAGGGAAGCAUUACCAAGCCUUUGGUUGGAAAUGCCAAUGAAGAAUGGCAGAAGAAGUCUUUGGUUUCACCUGCUGUUAACGGCGGUGAAAUUUCAAAUCCUGUGGCGGAGACUGUAAAUUCAGAAAUAGAAUACAUUGAAUCUGAGAACUUGAAUGACUUAGAAGAUGUUGAUUCAAGUCUCAAGACGCUAUUAGCUGGAUUAGACUCUAAAGAUUGGGUUCUAGUGUGUGAUGCACUCAAUAAUGUACGUCGAUUAUCAAUAUUCCACAAGGAAGAAAUGCUCAGUAUACUGGGGGAUGUGAUCUCACUAGUGGUCAAGUCACUGAAGAAUCCAAGAAGUGCUGUUUGUAAGACUGCAAUUAUGACAUCUGCAGACAUUUUCAACGCUUACAAUGAUCUCAUUAUUGAAUCACUGGACCCUCUGCUAGUUCAACUACUUCUCAAGUCUUCACAAGACAAGCGAUUUGUAUGUGAGGCUGCUGAGAGAGCUUUAGUAGCAAUGACAACCUGGGUGUCCCCCAUACUCUUGUUGCCAAAGUUGCAACCAUAUCUAAAAAAUAGAAAUCCUAGAAUCCGAGCAAAGGCAUCAAUGUGUUUUUGUCGAAGUGUUCCACGACUGGGUGUUGAAGGGAUUAAAACGUAUGGGAUUGACAAAUUAAUCCAGACAGCUGCAUCCCAACUCAGUGACCAGCUUCCUGAAUCCAGGGAGGCUGCUAGAGGCCUUCUUCUGGAAUUGCAAACUGUUUAUCAGAAAUCUCACGAUCUCUCAUCAAUGGUGGUAUCUGAGAGUCCAGAAACGGGCUCAUGGGAGACCUUUUGUCAAUCGAAACUCUCCCCUCUCAGUGCGCAAGCUGUUUUACGUGUGACCAAUAUAUCUCGGCAGGGCAUUACAAUUGGUUCUUGACACAGGCUAUAUGUAAAAAUACGUAUGAGCUUUUUAAGUAGUACUGUGCCCAUUUACGUCAUAUAUGAGCUUUAGCAAGCAUAGUCUAUAUCUGCCCUCUAUUUCGUUUGAUUCAUCAAUUUCUAUUUCCAUUUCUUUGUAAAUACUAUGAAACAUUGAGAUGUUUGGAAUUGCAGUUGAAGCACGUAGCUGAGUUAGAAAUUAUGAUAUGUUUCAUAAUAUUGUUUUA
This is a messenger RNA of Ziziphus jujuba (common jujube), 1505 nucleotides long. RefSeq lists its product as uncharacterized. Gene Ontology annotation, molecular function: microtubule binding. Gene Ontology annotation, biological process: microtubule cytoskeleton organization. Gene Ontology annotation, cellular component: cytoplasmic microtubule. The transcript has 6 exons. The coding region runs from base 89 to 1276 and encodes 395 amino acids. The record is from RefSeq and is a predicted model, not a curated record. NCBI's taxonomy places the organism in Eukaryota, Viridiplantae, Streptophyta, Magnoliopsida, Rosales, Rhamnaceae.